Molecule: messenger RNA, 620 nt
Organism: Rhagoletis pomonella (apple maggot)
Lineage: Eukaryota; Metazoa; Arthropoda; Insecta; Diptera; Tephritidae
Product: apolipoprotein D-like
Exons: 5
Coding region: 1-588 (195 amino acids)
Molecular function (GO): pigment binding
Source: RefSeq, a predicted model, not a curated record
AUGCACAAAUCGGUCCUUGCAAUCAUCGCCCUGGCCCUUAUUGGUCUCACUCACGCACAAGUGGAAUCCAGUGGCGAUUGUCCAUCCGACGUGACUGUGCAGAGCAAUUUCAAUGUAUCUGCGUAUCUAGGCGUUUGGUAUGAGUAUACUAAGUAUCCUGUUUACUUCGAAGCCGAUGGCAAGUGUGUAAAAGGCGAAUAUACGCUAAAGGACAAUGGUGAAAUUGGUGUUGUGAAUAGUAUGAUUAAUGUGACCAACAACGAAUACUCCGAAACUGUUGGUUACGCCGUCGAAGUUGAGAAUGCCAAAUUGAAGGUUAUAUUCCCCGUUUCUUCUGACUACAACGUAACUACAAACUACUGGAUUUUGUCUACCGAUUACGUUAACUACAGUGUCGUUUACUACUGCCGACCUGCCGACGACAGUUCGCAUAAAACAUUCGCUUGGAUCCUAACCCGUGAACGAAGUCCUUCGGAGGAGUUUAUUACAAUAGGUAAGGAUGUUUUGACACAGAACGGAGUUUCGUUGAGUGAAUUGGUUGUCACGGAUCAGAGCAACUGUGAGGCGGCUGCGGACAAUUGGUCUUAAUUACACGAAGGAUGUGUCUCAAACGAAUAAUU